This is a messenger RNA of Malassezia sympodialis ATCC 42132, 834 nucleotides long. RefSeq lists its product as uncharacterized. Gene Ontology annotation, molecular function: protein binding. NCBI's taxonomy places the organism in Eukaryota, Fungi, Basidiomycota, Malasseziomycetes, Malasseziales, Malasseziaceae. Gene Ontology annotation, biological process: protein import into peroxisome matrix. The record is from RefSeq and is a predicted model, not a curated record. Gene Ontology annotation, cellular component: cytosol; peroxisomal matrix. The transcript has 3 exons. The coding region runs from base 1 to 834 and encodes 277 amino acids.
AUGUACGUGGCGCGUGUCAUUCAUGCCAGGUAUGAUACCCAGGAUGGGAUCUUUGAUGUGGCGUGGUCCGAGAUGCAUGAGAACCAGAUUGCGUCUGCGGGCGGCGAUGGCAGCAUUAAGCUGUGGGACAUAUCGCUUGAUGACCACCCGAUUCGUAACUGGCAGGAGCACAGCCGCGAGAUAUUCUCGCUGGACUGGAACAAUAUACAAAAGGAGCUGUUUGCGAGCAGUAGUUGGGAUGGCAGUGUGAAAAUUUGGACGCCUGAACGGCCUUCCUCGAUCCAGACCCUUCCUGCGCAUCAGGGAUGCGUGUACAAAUGCGCGUGGUCGCCGCACAGUGCCACUCUGCUGGCCACGGCGUCCGCGGAUGGCUCCGCUCGUAUCUUUGACCUUCGCGAGGGUGCACGGCCAGUAACCAGUGUACCUGUCGGUGGCGAAGUGCUGGCUCUGGAUUGGAACAAAUACCGACCAAUGACGCUCGCGACAGGCAGCACAGACCGUGCUGUCAAGGUGUGGGAGGCCCGUGGCGGUACCGCAGGGCCCCUGGCUGAGAAGUGCGUGCUGGUCGGGCAUCAGUACGCCGUGCGCAAUGUCGCCUGGUCCACGUACCAGUCGAAUGUGCUAGCGAGUGCCAGCUACGAUAUGACGGCACGCGUGUGGAAUGUGGACGAUGCUACGGUGACAGCGCAGUUACCUGUGGUAUCUACGCCGCGACAGGUCUAUACGGGCCACCGCGAGUUCGUCGUUGGCAUUGCAUGGUCACUGUUCGAGCCAGGUGUCGUGGCCACCACAUCAUGGGACAGAGAGACACAUGUGUGGCCGGCCAUGGUAUAG